Molecule: messenger RNA, 1300 nt
Organism: Anolis carolinensis (green anole)
Lineage: Eukaryota; Metazoa; Chordata; Lepidosauria; Squamata; Anolidae
Product: epidermal retinol dehydrogenase 2
Cellular component (GO): lipid droplet
Molecular function (GO): oxidoreductase activity, acting on the CH-OH group of donors, NAD or NADP as acceptor
Source: RefSeq, a predicted model, not a curated record
UUAUGUUGCUACUACUAGUAAAUUAUCUAAUUUUAAAAUUAGAGAAUAGAUUCAACAGAGCCAUGUUAAUCAUAAGAAGUAUCUUGGCUACCAUUGAAUUUCUGAUUUUAUUUUUCUAUUACUGUUUGGAGGCAUUCAUUUUAAUGUUUUUUGUCUUCAAAAAAAAUGUUGCCGGGAAAAUAGUGCUUGUCACAGGAUCUGCAAAUGGAAUUGGAAGAGAGAUUUCCAUAAAUUUGGCACGUCUUGGUUCCAUCCUCAUUCUCUGGGAUAUUGACGAAGAAGGCAACUGUGAAACAGCAGAGCUUGCCAAAGCCAAUGGAGCUCUGGCUGUUUAUACCUACAAGUGUGACCUGCGCAAAAGAGAAGAAAUCUACGCAGUGGCAGAACAGGUCAAAAGGGAAGUGGGUGAUGUAGAUAUCCUAAUCAAUAAUGCAGGUGUCCUGAAAGGAAAGACUUUCCUUGAUCUUCUUGACUCAGAUAUGGAAGAAACAUUAGAAGUGAACACUACUGCUCAUUUCUGGACUUGCAAAGCCUUUCUUCCAGCUAUGAUUGCCCACAACGAAGGUCAUUUGGUUUCUAUUGUUAGUGAUACAGCACUAGCAGGGGGGAAUAAACUAACAGAUUACGCUGCAAGUAAAGCCGCAGCAUUUGGAUUUUUGGAAUCUCUUGCUUUUGAAAUGAGAGCUGCAGGAAAGAAAGGCAUUAAAACCACAAUUGUCUGUCCUUAUUAUGUGGACACAGAAUUAGUUACAGGGGUACAAACAACCCGACCAUUUCUACUUCCUAUCUUCGAUGUAGGCUAUGUUGGGAAGAAGAUUGUGGAUGGUAUUCUGAAAGAGAAACUUUAUGUUGUCAUGCCACCAUAUGCCCGAUUCAUUCUUCUUAAAAUAUUCCUUCCUGAGAAAGCAGUGUUCCUUUUUGCAGAAUAUUUUGGUUUCUUCAAUAAUCUAGAUCACUUCAGAGGUGAAGUUCAAAGAGGACAAGCCACAAAGGACUCAGUAGGAAUUCUUCCUCUUGACAACUGUUCUUCAUCUGGCAUGUUCAAAAGAUUUCUGUCUACACAAGUGCCUUCUUGUAGAGUUUUUGAUACUUUUCAGGAAUUUAAAUCACUUCAAAGGCCAUAUUACAAGAGAACUGAAAACAAAGGACUGAAAUGCUGUACUAUAUUCUAAAUGAGACAUCUUCUUGGUAACUGGGUGGACUUCAUACCUAAGUGAUCUUCUGCUUCAUAUAUUUUUACUAGUUUUUGUCUUUCAUAAACUUCAAAAUUUAGGUACUAUAUUAAAACUGGUAAAAUGGU